AUGUCGCUGUCCGGCUCGUCCUCGGCGCUUCACCUCUCCCUUCCCCCUACCACCCAAUCUCGCCCCCCUACCCAGAUCAACGUUCACCCCUCCGUCAUCGCCUCCAUCCUCACACAUCACUCGCGCCGCCCCGACUCGGAUGCGCCUCGGGUCGUCGGUGCCUUGAUGGGUCAGCGGAAUGAGACCGGGACAGAGGUGGAAGUGAGGAGCUGUUUCGCGGUGCCGCAUUCGGAGGACGCGGAAAAGAUUGCGCUGGACAUGCCUUUCCAGCAGAGUAUGGUGGAGUUGUUGAGCCGGAGUGGAGUCAAGGAGCAGGUUGUUGGAUGGUAUUCCACAUCCCCAACAGUUAACAACUACUCUGCCCUCAUCCAGGACUACUUUACCAACGAGACAUCACCAUUCCCCGCCGUCCACAUGACGGUCGACACCAACAUGACCGAAUCGGGCGAGGGUCUCGGCGUAAAGGGAUACGUCUCGAUGCCGCUGGGUAUCACGUCAAAGCCGGAGAACUGCAUCUUCUUGCCUAUCCCCGUGGCUGUCAAGUUUGCUUCGUCAGAAAGACCAGCGCUCGACCUUUUGACCUCUUCUGCGGUCAAGCCCGUCCCUUCCGCCCAGCCCCCUCUCGCCGCCCUCUCCUCGUCCCUCAAUCAGCUCUCUACCCUUCUCGACCAAUCCCUCGCCUACGUCCAAUCCGUCAACACUGGCUCCGCAAAAGCCGACCCCGAAGUCGGGCGGUAUCUCCUCGAGGGUGUAGGCCGGUGGACUGCUACUGGAUCAGAAGAUGAGGGAGGCGUCAAGGAGGGUCUGCAGGACACGUUGACAGUGACGUACUUGGCCAACCUACUGAGGAGUCAGAUUGAGCUGGCAGGGCGGUUGACGCUGUUACAGCAGGCCCAGGCGCCGCAGCAGCAGUAG
Molecule: messenger RNA, 915 nt
Organism: Dioszegia hungarica
Lineage: Eukaryota; Fungi; Basidiomycota; Tremellomycetes; Tremellales; Bulleribasidiaceae
Product: JAB1/Mov34/MPN/PAD-1 ubiquitin protease-domain-containing protein
Exons: 3
Coding region: 1-915 (304 amino acids)
Biological process (GO): translational initiation
Cellular component (GO): eukaryotic translation initiation factor 3 complex, eIF3m
Molecular function (GO): metallopeptidase activity; translation initiation factor binding; translation initiation factor activity
Source: RefSeq, a predicted model, not a curated record